GAAACCAGAGAAGAAGAAGAACCAGCAGCAGAAUAAAAACCAGAGAAGAAGAAGACGAGGCGGAAGUGAUCUGUAGCAUAAGUCCGGCGGGAACUUUUUCGUCAUUUCGUUGUUUUUGUUAAAGUUAAAAUGUUAAAAUGACGUUUGAGCUACACAGAUGCUGACAGCCAACACGGACUGGCGAUAGCUAACGGCUAGCUGCUAACCUGUCAUUGAACCACUGCUGCUCCGAGCUAACGAGCUGCUAAGGAGCUGCUAACUCUGUGGCUAACCUGUGGCUAACCUGUGGCUCUGCCAGAAGUUACCAGAGGGACAACAGCUGACUGAACGUGUCUCCAAGGAGAUGAGCAGCUCGGCUCUGAGGAAGAGGAGGACAACGGGAAGUCCUCAGGUCUCCAGGCCAAACAGCAAGAACAGCCGGGCCACCAACGCUAAGAGGGCGGCUAGCAGGACGGCUAGCGUUAGCAUGGCUUCCCCGACAGAGACCAUCGAUGUAAUGGACAACACUGAGGAGGGUGUGGAGGAGGUGGUCGAUCUCACCUGUGAAGGAUCAGAAGCUGCAGUGGUCGACCUCACCAACAACGACUCUGUGCUGCUAGUGGAUGAAGGUCCUCAAAACAGGAGACUAGCGGCAGCAGAGAGUUACGUCGUCAGCAGCGAUGAAGACGAAGACACGUCGCCCGUGCUCAACGCUGCUGCCAUAUCAUCUGCACACACCUCCAGGGCGACUCCAGGUGUGAUCAGCUGUCCCGUCUGUCUGGACUUUUAUUCUGAGAUCGUCGAGAGCGGCCGAUUGGUUGUUUCCACCAAAUGUGGUCACGUGUUCUGCAGCCAGUGUCUCAGAGACGCCCUGACGUCAUCACGCACCUGCCCCACCUGCAGGAAGAAGCUCACCCCCCGACAGUACCACCCCCUCUACGUCUGAUGUCACCAUGGCGAUGCCACCCCCUCUACGUCUGAUGUCACCAUGGCGAUGCCGCCCCCUCUACGUCUGCGCUGCCAUUGGAUGCCUCCAGAGACUUUUGCAGCUAAAACUUUUUUUGGUGUUUUCACUCUUCUCAAUGUGGGUUGAUUGAUUGAUUGAUUGGUUGAUUUGUACUGGUGAGUUUCUUGGUUCAUUUCUGUUUCCUGUUUGUCAAUAAAUAAAUUUGUUUGGUUUGUGUUGA
Mugil cephalus (flathead mullet) is the source of this 1166-nucleotide messenger RNA. RefSeq names its product ring finger protein 4 (gene rnf4). Gene Ontology annotation, molecular function: zinc ion binding; transcription factor binding. The record is from RefSeq and is a predicted model, not a curated record. Bases 344 to 925 code for a protein of 193 amino acids. NCBI's taxonomy places the organism in Eukaryota, Metazoa, Chordata, Actinopteri, Mugiliformes, Mugilidae. The transcript has 7 exons. Gene Ontology annotation, biological process: positive regulation of transcription by RNA polymerase II.